This is a messenger RNA of Trichechus manatus latirostris (Florida manatee), 4456 nucleotides long. It is a transcript of the gene KDM7A, whose product is annotated as lysine demethylase 7A. The coding region runs from base 1537 to 4089 and encodes 850 amino acids. NCBI's taxonomy places the organism in Eukaryota, Metazoa, Chordata, Mammalia, Sirenia, Trichechidae. Gene Ontology annotation, biological process: regulation of transcription by RNA polymerase II; protein demethylation. Gene Ontology annotation, molecular function: histone demethylase activity; transcription coregulator activity. The transcript has 19 exons. The record is from RefSeq and is a predicted model, not a curated record.
UAAUGCACAAAAUUAGUCAGAUAGUAGAAUUUUUACUAUUGUUAUAAAUGCGAAAUGUUGGAUAAGUAGAUAGUCGAUAAGUGAGGAGAAGUGUAUAUUUUCUGGUGUUUCCUUUGCUGUAGCUUAGCUGGAGGUGAGCUCCUCAGUGUUUGGUUGUUUACAAAUACCCAUACCCGACUCAUAGCAACCCUCUAGGACAGAGUAGAAUUGCCCCAUAGGGUUUCCUAGGCUGCAGCCUUUAUGGGAGCAGGACCAGGUCUUUUCUCCUGUGGAGUAGCUGGUGGAUUUGAUCUGCUGACCAUUUGGUUAGCAGCUGAGCACAUAACCACUGUGCCACCAGGGCUCCUUUGUCUACAAAUACUUUUUAAAUUUUAUUUAUUUAGUUGCCCUCCUUGAAACAUUUUCCCUGAAUAUUGGCUCUAGGUUAGCAGAUAUUUUCUUGAAGCCGAUGGUAUUGUGAUGUGUUCUAGCUUCUGUUGGUGUUUUGAGAAGUCUCUCAUCUUUGCAAGGGAUCUGUGUGUUUUUGGCUUGCUGCUUUAAGGAUUUUCUGUCUUUUGUUUUCUGCAGUUUCAGUGUGAUGCGAUCAGGUGUAGAUUUCUUUUUAUUUAUCCUCCUUGGAAUUUGCUGGGUUUCUUGAAUUCGGAUCAGUGUCUUUCAUUAUUUCUGGAGUGUCUUAGCCUUUAUGUCCUCACUCUAUUGCUUCAGCCUGUCUCUGCCCCCACCUCCUGAGACUGAUGAAAUGCAUGUUACGAUUUCUCGUUUUAGGAUUUGUGGCUCUUACCUUCGUAUCUGUAUUUUCCAUCACAGUUUUUCCCCAUUGCAUUCUGGAUAAUUUGACCCAUAUUCCGCUCGAUUGGUACACCUGGCAACUGAGUAAUGUUUCCCCCUUAGAAAUUGUGCCUUAGUUCUGUCUGCUUCUUUGCCCAGUGAUCUCUGGGCAGAAAGGGUGACCUGCCUCAGUUCUCAGAGAGGGUCAGAGACCUUGCUCUUUAUAUUGCACUUCAUGAGGUGGAAUACUCAGGGUACAGUGCCUCAACCCAAAUUAACUGGUUAACUGGGGCUGUGAGACCCAAAGCAGAACCGUUAGGACUCGGUGCCCUCACCACGUUAGUGAUGUUACCCAAACUGACUGACCAGCUGCAGGGGGCAUUUUAAAGUCAGGUGGCAUUUACACAGUGGCUGUGGGUCUUAUGGCUCGUAAUUGCUUUACUUCUGAUGUCUCGACUGCUCUGACGGUGAAUCACUUCCCAAGUAUUUGGGUGUAUUCUCUCCCACAGUUUAGCAGGUGUGUAGGGAAGAGGAUAAAUUUUGUCAUUGCGUAUGUUUCUAUACUCUGCAAAAUUUGUUGGUGAGGUUGUUGUACGUGUCUCAGCUAAAUUCCAACCGAUCUAUUUUAGUUAAGAUUUUCAACUUAUUUACAUAUUGACUUUUUUUUCCGCCCUUAAUCUUAGCUGUGUUGGAGUAGAAGAACAUUAUGCCUUUGACAUUGACCUGUAUCACUGUCCCAGCUGUGCAGUUCUCCAUGGCUCCUCCUUGAUGAAGGAGAGGAGGAACUGGCAUCGGCAUGACUGCACGGAGAUCGACGACGGCUCCAAGCCCGUGCAGGCCGGGACGAGGGCCUUCGUCACCCAGCUGCGCGCCCGUGUCUUCCCAAGUGCCGAUGAAGUCGUCGUAAAGAUGCAUGGUGGCCAGCUGACACAGAGAUACCUGGAGAAGCAUGGAUUCGAUGUCCCCAUUAUGGUCCCUAAGUUGGAUGACCUGGGACUCAGGCUCCCCCCACCUACUUUUUCUGUUACGGAUGUGGAACGUUACGUAGGUGGUGACAAAGUGAUCGAUGUCAUCGACGUGGCAAGGCAGGCAGACAGCAAAAUGACACUUCACAAUUAUGUUAAAUACUUCACGAACCCUAACAGACCAAAAGUGUUAAAUGUGAUCAGCCUUGAAUUUUCAGAUACAAAGAUGUCUGAAUUGGUGGAGGUCCCUGAUAUAGCCAGAAAACUUUCCUGGGUGGAAAAUUACUGGCCAGAUGAUUCAGUCUUUCCUAAGCCAUUUGUUCAGAAAUACUGCUUAAUGGGCGUUCAAGACAGCUACACGGAUUUCCACAUUGACUUUGGUGGCACUUCGGUCUGGUACCAUGUCCUCUGGGGUGAGAAGAUUUUUUAUUUGAUAAAGCCAACAGAUGGAAAUUUGGCCCUCUAUGAAUCUUGGAGUUCAUCUGUGACCCAGAGUGAGGUGUUCUUUGGAGACAAGGUGGAUAAAUGCUACAAAUGCGUGGUAAAGCAGGGGCAUACCUUGUUUGUUCCUACAGGGUGGAUUCAUGCUGUGCUCACUUCUCAGGACUGUAUGGCUUUCGGGGGGAACUUCCUGCACAACCUUAACAUUGGCAUGCAGCUCAGGUGUUACGAGAUGGAGAAAAGGCUAAAAACACCAGAUCUUUUCAAAUUCCCUUUCUUUGAAGCCAUAUGUUGGUUCGUAGCCAAAAACUUACUGGAAACCCUGAAAGAGCUGAGAGAGGAUGGUUUCCAGCCUCAGGCGUACCUGGUGCGGGGAGUCAAAGCCCUGCACUCUGCUUUGAGAUUGUGGAUGAAGAAAGAGCUUGUAUCUGAACAUGCCUUUGAAAUUCCAGACAACGUUAGACCUGGACAUCUUAUUAAAGAACUUUCUAAAGUAAUUCGAGCAAUAGAGGAGGAAAGCGGCAAACCAGUUAAAUCUCAGGGAACCCCUACUGUGUGUCCAGUUUCACGAUCUUCAAAUGAAGCAACGUCCCCAUACCAUUCCCGACGGAAGAUGCGGAAACUUCGAGAUCAUACCGUCCGAACUCCUUCUAACCUCGACAUCUUGGAGCUCCACACGAGGGAGGUUCUCAAAAGACUGGAGAUGUGUCCGUGGGAAGAGGACAUCUUGAGCUCUAAACUGAAUGGAAAAUUCAACAAACAUCUCCAGCCGUCUUCCACAGUUCCUGACUGGAGAGCAAAAGAUAACGAUCUGCGGUUACUGCUGACCAACGGAAGGAUAAUUAAAGAUGAGAGACAGCCCUUCACAGAUCCAAGUCUGUAUACAGCAGAUAGUGAAAGUGAAGAGGAUAAAAGAAGGACAAAAAAGACAAAAAUGAAGAUAGAAGAGAGUUCAGGACUAGACGGGGUGGAGAGCGAAGAACCCCAAACGCCGCUUAACAGGUUUUUGACAAGUGUGAAGUCAGAACUCAGGAAUAGAUCAUCAGAAUAUUCUGAUAUUUCUGAUUCAGAAGACUCUGGACCAGAUUGCACUGCACUGAAAACUAAUUUCACCACUGAGGAGUCUGACAGUUCAGGGGAUGAGAAGAAACGAGAAGUGACGUCCAGCUUUGCGGAGGAGGCUAACGUGCCGAGGGCCUCCCUUCAGAAGACCCAGAGCCCGUCUGGAAGUGGAAUUCCAACUAAAAGGGAAUGUCCUACCUCGACCAGCACAGAGGAAGAAGCUAUCCAGGGCAUGCUGUCCAUGGCAGGGCUGCACUAUUCCACCUGCUCCCAGCGGCCAGUGCGGAGUGCAGACGGCGCCGCCACAGAGAGAGAUGCUGUCCGGGACGCCGGCAGCUGCCACAGCAGUGACCGCGAGGCCAGGCCACUGUGUCGCAUUGACAAACCUGUGGGGUGUGGAUACCAGGUCAAGACUGAUGAUCCAGAUUUGAGGACCUCUUCUUGGAUUAAACAAUUUGAUACAACUUCCAGAUUUAACCCUCAGGACCUAAGUAGAGGCCAGAAAGGCAUCAAGAAGGAAGGCUCCUCAGAAGUCCUCCAGAGGGCGCAGAGCAGGAACCACAUGGACAGCAGCGGGGCAGGCCUUCCAAGCGGGAAGUGCAUGCAGAACUCAGGCGUGGUUCCGGGGCCCUGCCAGGUCAGCAGCGGCAGUCUCAGCCCGGAAAGGCCAGGUGGUGAAACCUCCUUUUCAGUGCCCCUCCACCCCACCAAGAGACCUGCGUCGAACCCACCGCCUAUCAGCAACCAGGCAACAAAAGGUAAACGUCCAAAAAAAGGAAUGGCCACAGCCAAACAGCGUCUCGGGAAGAUCCUCAAGCUGAAUAGAAACGGCCACGCCCGCUUCUUCGUGUGACGCGGCCGCUGGAGCUGGUGGCGGGGGCAGGAGCCUGGCGCUGGCCGCCCGCCCGACGCAGAUGUGCAUGUCCACUAGAGAGAGAGAACACUGCCCGGGAACAAGUGACCCCGAUGCUGCAUUUUCACUGUGCCACACCCACUCAGCAAUAACCGCUUGGACCUGGUGGGGAGGAGGAGGAGGAGGAGGGAGAACCUUAAACGAGACCUUGAACUGGAAAGGGCCUCGUGUCAGGGCUUGAAUUUCGUUUUGUUGUUGGUAGCGUCUUGAUUUAUUUUCAGUGGUAGGGUAAAGAAUUAUUGAUAAUUUAUUUAACAGAUUUUUUUUUUUUAAGUUAACAGCCUUUAAAUUCUUUCUUUUUUUUUUU